Meloidogyne enterolobii is the source of this 729-nucleotide messenger RNA. Lineage: Eukaryota; Metazoa; Nematoda; Chromadorea; Rhabditida; Meloidogynidae. The record is from the annotation of a GenBank genome assembly.
AUGUCUUCAGUAAAGCGUUUUGUUGACAGUGUAAUUAUUAUAACUGGAUCUUCUGCAGGUAUUGGAAGGCAAACUGCUUUAGAAUUUGCAAGGGAAGGGGCUUCUCUUGUUAUACAUGGACAAUGUAGAGAAAGACUUGAAGAAACAGAAAAAUUAUUAAAUAAAGAAGGAAUUGGUCCAAAACGAAUACUUAGCAUUAUUGGGCAAUUAGAGAGAGAAGAAGUGCCUAAACAAAUUUUGGAACAAACACUUGAUAAAUUUGGAAAAAUUGAUGUUUUGGUAAACAACGCUGCAGCUGGUUGUAAACCAGGCAUAACUUUCAAAGCUGGCUCUGACGCAAAUUCUUUAGCUAAUCUAGACUAUUUAUUUGCAGUUAAUUUAAGAAGUGUUGUUCAAUUACUUGAAGGUGCUCUCCCCUAUUUGGAGGCAACUAAAGGAAAUGUUGUUAAUAUUUCUACGAGUGGUGCUCUUCGACCAUUACGUUCUGCUGCCUUUUAUUGUGCACUUAAAAGUGCUUUAAAUACGUUAACAGAAAGUUAUGCACAAAUUUGGGGUCCAAAAGGUGUUAGAAUUAAUAAUGUUAGCCCUGGACCUAUUAAAACAUUAAUCUUUGAACGCAACGGAAUUUGUGGGACGAGGAAAGAACAGGCAAGUUUUGAUACAAAAAUUAUAAAAUGUCGAGACUACCGAGGAUUUUCCAGAAUCCAUCAAAUCCUUAGUUUCGACUGA